UUGGAAUUUGGGGUUUUUAUUUUGCUUGACGAUGUUUAUGGUCUUUCAAAUUUUCUUCCUUUUUUUGGAUUCUUGCCUUUUGUUGGGCGAUGUAUUUGGGAAUGGAUAUGAUACUGUAGACCUAAUUGAUCAGUGCGAUUUGUAUUUUAUAGUUUUUUUUUAGGUCGAAUUCUUGGAAUUGAGAUACUGAAUCUGAGAAUUGGAUCUUCCUUAACUGUAAAUUAUGUGCCUUUUCUUCAUUUUAGCAUCUUUAAGAACUUAAGACGAAGUUAUUCAAACCUAGAUUGGUUAGAGAUUUGAGGAUUUUCCUAAAGGUUGGAGAAUUGUUGCAAAAAAGGCUUUACUUCGACUGCUUCUGCUUCACUGUAAACUGUUCAUCCGAGUGGUGAGAGUUUGGUUAGUAUAUAGUAAUAAAGAGAGGAUAGAGCAAACAUGGGAGAACAGCUGGAUCCAUUCUCCGUUUCUAAUCUUCCCGAUUUCAUAUCCUCGCAAAAAAUUGGUAGACCGGUUAAUCUCGAAGGACAAAGUAACCGUGGACAUCCGUUUUCUGGCCUUAAAAAGAGAGGCCAAUCUAGUCGUUCUUGGGUGAAGAUUGAUCAAGAUGGGAACUCGGCGGUUUUGGAGCUUGACAAGGCGACUAUAAUGAAGCGUUGUUCCUUACCAUCUAGGGAUUUGAGACUACUUGACCCUUUGUUUAUCUACCCUUCGAGUAUUUUGGGGCGUGAGAGAGCGAUAGUGGUCAGCCUUGAGAAGAUCAGGUGUAUAAUCACAGCUGAAGAGGUUAUUCUCAUGAAUGCUAGGGAUGCAUCUGUUGUUCAGUACCAGUCUGAAUUGUGUAAACGCCUCCAAUCGAACCAACACUUAAAUCUUAUAGAUGAUUUACCUUUUGAAUUUAAAGCGUUGGAGUUGGUUUUAGAAUUGUCUUGCUUGUCUUUAGAUGCACAGGUGAAUGAGCUUGAGAUGGAGGUGUAUCCUGUUCUUGAUGAACUAGCCACUAACAUCAGCACCCUUAAUCUAGAACACGUGCGCAGGCUAAAAGGCCGUCUUCUUACCUUAACACAGAAAGUUCAGAAGGUUUGUGAUGAAAUAGAACAUUUAAUGGAUGAUGAUGAUGACAUGGCUGAGAUGUACUUGACUGAGAAAAAAGAAAGAGCUGAAGCUCAUGCGUCAGAGGAUCUAGGAGAUAACAUUGGUGAGGACUAUGACUCUUCUGGAAUAGUUUCGAAGUCUGCGCCCGUUUCACCUGUGGGCUCAACAAGUGGAACCUUUGGGAAGCUUCAAAGAGCUUUUAGCAGUAUUGUUGGCUCACAUAGAAGCUUGUUAAGCUCCUCUAGCAGCGGAGACAACAUCGAUCAACUAGAGAUGUUACUAGAAGCUUACUUCGUCGUUGUUGAUAACACUCUGAGCAAAUUAUCAUCGCUGAAAGAGUAUAUAGAUGAUACAGAGGAUCUGAUCAACAUUAAGCUGGGAAACGUACAGAAUCAGUUGAUUCAGUUUCAACUGCUUCUCACUGCGGCAACAUUUGUAGCUGCCAUUUUUGCCGCUGUAACGGCUAUCUUUGGGAUGAAUUUGCAAGACUCUGUAUUCCAGAAUCCGACGACAUUCCAGUAUGUUUUGCUGAUAACAGGUGUAGGAUGCGGAUUAUUGUAUUUUGGUUUUGUGUUAUACUUCAAGCACAAAAAAGUAUUCCCUCUCUGAAAAACUUGUGUUAGAGAAGAAGAAUAAGACCCAUGGAGCUUCUUCUAUUGUAGAUAUAUGAACAACUAAUGACUUUUGCAGUUUCAAAAACAACUGAGCUUAGGCUUAACCUAUAGUGUAACUACUUGAUGUGUUUUAAGAUUAAUGAUAAUAAGUAAGAUUUGGGUUAUUGAA
Camelina sativa (false flax) is the source of this 1872-nucleotide messenger RNA. RefSeq names its product magnesium transporter MRS2-5. Gene Ontology annotation, molecular function: magnesium ion transmembrane transporter activity. Lineage: Eukaryota; Viridiplantae; Streptophyta; Magnoliopsida; Brassicales; Brassicaceae. The record is from RefSeq and is a predicted model, not a curated record. Gene Ontology annotation, biological process: magnesium ion transport.